Opisthorchis viverrini is the source of this 4050-nucleotide messenger RNA. RefSeq lists its product as hypothetical. The record is from RefSeq and is a predicted model, not a curated record. The transcript has a single exon. The annotation marks the transcript as partial. NCBI's taxonomy places the organism in Eukaryota, Metazoa, Platyhelminthes, Trematoda, Opisthorchiida, Opisthorchiidae. Gene Ontology annotation, biological process: phosphocreatine biosynthetic process. Gene Ontology annotation, molecular function: creatine kinase activity.
AUGCCUCACACCUAUUUGUCUAAGGUUUUCGGUUGCGGAAUGUGCUCUGCUCCAAAUAGUAUUUCCGUUGUGGAACCAGGGUCCGUCCUGUGCACAUCGCAUAUAUUUUCCUCUCGCUCCCCAACUGAGUCAUUUCGAACCAUCCUCGAUGAAAGUGACUCUUGUUUACCCGGUCGACCAACUCGGAAAGUCUCAUCACCGUAUUUGGGUUCGGAAAGGACGAAGGAUCUACGCUUGAGUACUAUCGUGAUGUUUUGUCCAACGGAAGAGGAAUUAGUAAAUUUUGUUCAGUGUGGGGAUUUUGGUAUGACGCAGACAAGUCCCUGUCGGGCAAAAGAGGUAACGGAAACCGGUGACCCCACGGACAAGGGCUUCGAUUCUGUCGGAUCAACGCAGACGGGCAUGUUUGUGGACCGGGGUCACUUAUUGUCAUUCCUUGAUGAUCCGAGUCAUGUGAUUGCAAGUUUACAUCAAGUUGGAGGUUACCGGAAUAUUCCCAUCUCGGGCCCUCGGGAUUUGAGUGUCCCACGUAUGACAGAUUCGGGAAAAGCUGUCGAGAAUCGUUCCACCAUACCCGAUGUGACUUCAACUUAUUUGUUCUAUGGACCGCAGGAUCAAACGGUCCGUGAGACUCUUCACUUCACAUCCGGCGACCGUGACAUGCACCGAGAAAGCUUUGGCCAUAUAACGCGGGUAACUGGACAUGGCGCCAGUGAUAUUAUGAGACCAAAUGCUCCAGUGGACUUCUCAAGAAAAAUUGGCUCUUCAGCCAGCAGCCUUGUCGAGCCAUCCGGCUCUUCGCUGGUCGACGCGAAUCCUGCCUAUAGCUCUACAACUCAUGAAAUUCGAUGGACUCAGUUCGAACAGGAAACUAUGGCUAGUGAUAGAAAUAUCCGGUCUCUAUUACCCAUGCCCAUUAAGACCGGGUUACGUGAAAGAAAAUCUGGCGAAUGUUCUAUACCAAGGACAACUCCAUCAGCCAAUACCGAGCAACUUUGUCCCACUAUCACAAGUCGCGCACAGGGUGAGCAUACGUUGCCCACGAAAGCAAAUAAAGUGAAGGGAGAGUCUUGUUCAGAUGGUGGCUCGAUGCUUUACGAUCACUCUCUUCCUGUGCAGACCAUUGAAGGACGAACCAUUAACCCGUCUUGGAAUGAGUUAUCCUUGCUGAUGAACCCAUCAGAUACGAUUACACAUUACCUGACUAUUCCGAGCCCAUUUUCUUCGAAUUCAACUUUUGAGUGUGACAAAGAAGGUCACACCAGCUUGCUGGUGCAACAUUCUUUUACACGGCACACAUCCAUAUGUCCGUUCACAUGCACGUACACCACUGAUCCGAAUGAGGCCUAUCCAAACAGACACUUUUGUAGCCAAUGUCAUGCACUGUCUUCAACGCAAAGGUUAGAGAAGGGGAAGUUCACGCAGACCAAAAUGAACCAUGAACGGUGUGGUCUAAAACAAUCCCAUUUAGAUCAGUUUGAUCCUAAUGGGAAUGACGGAGUAUUCGGUCCUUUUUUGAACUGCGUUAUCCUGGUGCCUCCAAUUGGUAGCUACCCACCAGCAGUCAUUGUGCGCUGGUCACCCGAACAUUUCCACAGUGACAUAUUGAAAAGGGCACCAGCGAAACUCCCGGUUAGAAGGGAUCGGCCCUAUCAAUCGGAUCUGAGGGUACAACCAAGUGGGGAAAAUGUUCCAAUUGCUCCAGGUGUACGGAUGCCUUCCAAAAGUUUGAUAAAAUCAGAAUCGACGAGGAAAAGUCAGGACGAUUCACUCGUUUGUUUUUCGAGGGUGGACAAGAUUGGUAAAAAGCCAAAAGAGCUCUACCAAAUGGAUGUGAACAGCACUCAAGCCAUUGCUACGCACCCAAAUACUUCAACCGAACUGGAGAAUAACGAAGGCUACUUAAGGACUUUUCGUUGCAUCUACGUGGAGGUAGUGAUGCGUCGUGAUCUGGAAGGCGUCGCCCGUCCAGAUUAUUUAGCUCAGAUAGAAGCGCGAACAGUGCACAUGAUGCUUCUCCGUAAGCUCAAAAAUGCCGUUGCAACACACAUUCUUGGUUGCAUGAGCAAGAGAACAGAUUCUGAAUACACAGCCUCUGAGUCCUCGGAACUGCCUCCUGGCAUGUCUGAGUUGGGUGAUCGGGGCAGCACUGAAAGUUCGGGAAUUAUUUCUCAGUGUUGCGAAAACAAUGUGUUUAGAAAGGAGCCUCCAGAACCCGGAAUCACGGUUUGGCCAAAUAAUUUUUCCGUUCGACAGAGGACCACAGGAUUGAAAAGCUUCUUGGUACGUGUUGGGAAAAUGUAUAAAUAUCUCCCUACCUCAACGGUGAGCCGCAAAUAUUCUGGUUCCAGUGGUGUAUACGUGUUCACCUCAGGUCUGCAACAUACGAAGCUUCCGAAACCGUGGUGGGAUCACGUGAGGAGCGUCGAAAGCCCUUCGGAUCAUCGAAGCGCAGGAGCCUGGAAAAUCCAUCCCCUCGAUUUAACCGUUGGUGGCCUAAUCAAUUACGAACACCAUUUACAAAUUUUAGUCAGUUCAAAUGAUGGACGUUUGGGUGUUGUCUGCUGUCAUGCAGAUGCUCUUGUCACGGAACUCAUUGGAAAAGGGACAAGGUAUGUAAUUAACCGAAAAAGUACGGCAGUCGAAUCCAAUCCUUCAGGAGUGUCUGCCUCUGGCGAUUCCAUCCGGAUGUUUAUCAAGUCACCUCUUCUGGCGCGUCUACUCGCAUCAAAUGGGAUGGAUCUGGCCAUGGCAGUUGGACUGGAAGAUCUUGGAUUGGGAGUCUCGGUCAUACCAAAAGAGUCUUUAGUAACACAUGCGUUUAAAUGGGACACAAUUGUAGUUUACACGAAGAGUGCCGGCGGUGUUCUGGACCACGGAAUAAUCAAACUGUUGACUAUGGGAAUUCAACGGUUGCGUGCAAUAAGCCUGGAUUUGGCCCAGUCAGCUACAAAACUGCGAAGACAAGUUAUGCCAGUUGAGUCGGUGAACUACUUGUAUCGCAAAUUGCAUGAGAAUAGUUCUAAGCUGCUUAUAGGAACUGGAAGUUUUUGGCCAUAUUUUGAGUUGCACAAGGAGUUGCAAAGCGUGUCCACAACUUAUCACGGGACUUUGGGGCAUUGUAUUCGUGGAAAUGCCUACUGUUCAGCUGAAAUACAUCCGAGAGCACCUGAUCCUGAUGCAUUUGAAGUAUUCCGCACACUGUUUGAUCCAAUAUUAUCACACUUUGCCUCCGUAUUGAAUGCCACCUGUCAGCCUGAUUCAUAUUAUCACGUACCCAAGGAAUUGAAUACAAAGGUAAACAUUCCCAACGUACUGAGAUACCGCGUGCGUUUUGUGCGUAACAUCGCUGGCUUCCCUUUUUCGCCUAUCAUGACCGUGAACGAAUAUGAGACAGUGGAACGGAUAUGCAAGGAAGCUCUACUUGCAUGGAAAGAGGAGGGUUCCGGAAAUUGGUAUAGAUUACAAGAUAUUGAGGACCAAAAUCCAAAGCUGUACCAUCAUCUUCAAAGAAGGCAUCUUCUGACGCCAAAUCAGACUGCUAUACGAAAAGCUUGUGGGAACUACCGCUUCUGGCCACAAGGCAGGAGUGUGUACAUUGCUCCAUCCAAACACCCGGCCUGUGAUCUUGUCGUUCAAAUUAAUCACGAAGACCAUUUACGUGUAAUCUGUGUGGACUGGUCAGGAAAGCAUCCGUAUCUUGCAUACAGUCGUGCUACUCGGCUAAUCGCAUGGCUAGAUGGACGGCUAAAUUUCAGCAGAAGCCCUAAAUGGGGCUACUUGAGUCCGUUAGUAAGCAAUGUGGGCACAGGGAUGCAACUGAGUGCAUGGUUGAAACUACCCAGAUUAGAGAAGAACAUUGCACUGGUUGAACGUGUUUGCACGCGAUACCGUCUGCGAUUCGGUUCCACGUGUCCACAUGGCAUAUCGUCAAUGAAUCAGAUUUUUGAUGUCGCACCAAUUUCAUCAUUGGGUCGCAGUGAGUCCCAGAUUGCAACAGGCUUUAUACAGUCAUUGCGUCGGAUUUGCAAGGUAUAUGGAAAACAUUCU